GUAUUACGUUAAUGUGUCAAAAAAACUUUACUUGUGAAUCAAAGAUGGACGUCGGUGGAAAUGGUGGUGGAUUGAUUGUCAACAAUAAACAGAGAGCUAUGUUACCUAACAAGAGCCGGGGAGAAUUUGUUCGCAAUCAAAGAAAAGAUUCCGAGGGAUUCUCCGAGUCUCCGGAUCUUGAGUUUGAGUAUGCCGACACAGACAAGUGGGCGGUAGAGCUAUCAGAGUUGUACAGUUACACAGAGGCACCAGAGUUUGUUAUCAAUAGGAAAUGUUUUGAGGAAGACUUCAGAACCCACGUUUCAGAGAAGAAAUGGACGGAGCUAGAUGCUGCUCAGCACAAGGCCCACGCCAUGCGGCUCCUGGACGGUCUGGAGGUGAUCGCUCGGGAGAAGCGUCUGAAGGUGGCCAGAGCCAUCCUCUACAUGGCCCAGGGUGCAUUUGCUGAGUGCAGCUCCGAGGCAGAGGUGCAGCACUGGAUGAGGUACAACAUCUUCCUGCUGCUGGAGGUGGGGACCUUCUCUGCCCUGGUGGAGCUGCUCAACAUGGAGAUUGACAACAGCGCUGCCUGUAGCAGUGCAGUGAGGAAGCCAGCGAUCUCCCUGGCAGACAGCACAGACCUCAGGGUGCUGCUCAACAUCAUGUACCUGAUGGUGGAGACCAUUCAGCAGGACGACCCAGCUGAUCCACCUGAAUGGAGAGCCACCAGGGAGACCUUCAAAACAGAGCUGGGCUCUCCCCUGUACAACAACGAGCCCAUCUCCGUCAUGCUGUUCGGCAUGGUAACCAAGUUCUGCAGCGGCCACGCCCCUCACUUCCCCAUGAAGAAGGUGCUGCUGCUGCUCUGGAAGAGCAUACUGUUCACCCUGGGAGGCUUUGAGCAGCUCCAGAACAUCAAGGUGCACAAGCGCCUGGAGCUCAGCCUGCCUCCCCUCCCGGAGGACAGCAUCCGGGUCAUCAGGAGCAUGAGGGCGGCCUCGCCCCCGGCCUCCGCCUCCGACCUCCUGGAGCAGCAGCAGAAACGGACGCGACGGGAACACAAAUCUCUGAUCAAGCAGGACAACCUGGACGCCUUCAACGAGAAGGACCCGUACAAGAGUGACGACCCUCGCGAGGACGAGGACGACAAUGAUGACAACGACAACUCUUUAGAGGCGGAGCCUUUUCCCCUGGAGAGGGAUGAGGUCAUGCCCCCACCCAUUCCUCACCCCCCCACAGAGAGGGUGUCCUUCCCCAAGGGUCUGCCCUGGGCCCCCAAAGUCAGGGAAAAAGACAUUGAAAAUUUCCUGGAAUCAAGUAGAAGCAAAUUCAUCGGUUACACACUUGGAAAUGACACAGACACGGUUGUGGGCCUGCCCAGACCUAUCCAUGAAAGCAUCAGGACCUUGAAGCAGCAUAAGUACAUCUCCAUCGCCGAAAUUCAGAUCUCCAAGGAGGAGGAGUUCCAGAAGACGCCUCUGUCCGGGGGGGAAGAGGAUGUGGAUAUGUGCUCUACUGAGCUACUUUAUCAGGGCAUUUUGCCCAGCCUCCCUCAGUACAUGAUUGCCCUGCUGAAGAUCCUGCUGGCUGCAGCUCCCACCUCCAAGGCCAAGACUGACUCCAUCAACAUCUUGGCCGACGUGCUGCCCGAGGAGAUGCCGACCACAGUGUUGCAGAGCAUGAAGCUGGGCGUGGACGUCAACCGCCACAAGGAGAUCAUUGUGAAGGCCAUCUCCGCUAUCCUGCUGCUGCUCCUCAAACACUUCAAACUCAACCACAUCUACCAGUUCGAGUACAUGGCCCAGCACCUGGUGUUUGCCAACUGCAUUCCUCUCAUCCUCAAGUUCUUCAACCAGAACAUCAUGUCCUACAUCACUGCCAAGAACAGCAUCUCUGUGCUGGACUUCCCUCACUGUGUGGUGCACGAGCUGCCCGAGCUGACCGCUGAGAGUCUGGAAGCUGGAGACAAUAACCAGUUCUGCUGGAGGAACCUGUUCUCCUGUAUCAACCUACUGAGGAUCCUCAACAAGCUGACCAAGUGGAAGCACUCUAGAACCAUGAUGCUGGUGGUGUUCAAGUCUGCUCCCAUCCUGAAGAGGGCGCUGAAGGUCAAGCAGGCCAUGAUGCAGCUGUACGUCCUCAAGCUGCUCAAAGUCCAGACCAAGUACCUGGGGCGCCAGUGGAGGAAGAGCAACAUGAAGACCAUGUCGGCGAUCUACCAGAAGGUCCGCCAUCGCCUCAACGACGACUGGGCCUACGGAAACGCAGACCUGGACGCACGGCCGUGGGACUUUCAGGCCGAGGAGUGUGCGCUGCGGGCCAACAUCGAGCGCUUCAACAGCCGGCGCUACGAUAAGAACCAGAGCAACCCCGACUUCCUGCCUGUGGACAACUGCCUGCAAAGCGUUCUGGGGCAGCGCGUAGACCUGCCGGAGGACUUCCAGAUGAACUAUGACCUCUGGCUGGAGAGGGAGGUGUUCUCCAAACCCAUCUCCUGGGAGGAGCUACUGCAGUGAGAGAGAGGAGAGAGAUAAGAGGAUGAGAGAGGAGGAGGA
Osmerus eperlanus (European smelt) is the source of this 2534-nucleotide messenger RNA. RefSeq names its product striatin interacting protein 1 (gene strip1). Gene Ontology annotation, biological process: cytoskeleton organization. Gene Ontology annotation, cellular component: cytosol. The coding region runs from base 12 to 2495 and encodes 827 amino acids. The record is from RefSeq and is a predicted model, not a curated record. NCBI's taxonomy places the organism in Eukaryota, Metazoa, Chordata, Actinopteri, Osmeriformes, Osmeridae. The transcript is spliced from 21 exons.